AUGCGUCGCGGUGUGCGUAGGGCGUGGAUUCCGAGCGGCCGCAACUCGCAGUCGAGAAGCAGACGGUCGGCGCGGCUACUGGAGAGUCUAGCCGGCGCCCCACACCCUGCGCCCCGCACCGCCGCGACGCGUCACGUGACCGACCUUCCCGUCAAAAUAUCCAGAAUGGCGUUGCGAGUCGGCGCUACGUAUCGGCCAUAG
Molecule: messenger RNA, 201 nt
Organism: Leptosia nina
Lineage: Eukaryota; Metazoa; Arthropoda; Insecta; Lepidoptera; Pieridae
Source: the annotation of a GenBank genome assembly